UCCUGCUGUUCAUCAGUUCCUCAGGGACUCAGAGACAGUUUACCUGUCGGCAGGUGAAGGACGGAAACUGCUUUUCAGCUUAAAGCAAUUAUGAGGCGAAACCGGAUUUUUAUUGUCUUCCAGAAUCACAUAUACUUCAGGAUAUAAGAAGCAGAAAAAGUAUUAUUGUGUUGAAACUGUUGGACUAAGUGACGGAUGGCUGAAAGAGUUAGCGCGAGCUUCAUGAAAACGCAGCUCGUGAGCGCGAUUCAGCUGCAGGAGCUGGAGGAAGAGGAGGAGGAGGAGGAGCAGGAGCGCGAGACUGCUGUUGCUGCUGCUGCUGCUGCUAAACCUGCUGCUAAGCCUGUCAAGGAAGCCAAAGAACAGAAAUGUUACAGCGUAGAGGAGGCUGUGGAAACCAUCGGCUUCGGCCGCUUUCACAUACUGCUCUUUGUUAUUAUGGGCAGCGCCAAUAUUGUGGAGGCAAUGGAGAUCAUGCUGUUGGCUGUGGUGUCUCCGGAGAUCCGAUGUGAGUGGCAUCUGGAAGACUGGCAGGUGGCUCUGGUCUCCACGAUGGUGUUCCUGGGCUUUAUGGUUUGCGGGGUUCUAUGUGGAUACGUGGCAGAUAAAUACGGCCGCUGGAAGGUGGUGUUUGGUGGCUUCAUGUGGGCAGCAUAUUUCUCUAUGCUCACGUCAUUUGCUCCAACCUAUGGCUGGUUUAUUUACCUCCGCAGCAUGGUGGGCUGUGGAGUAGCGGCCACAUCACAAGGGUUUGUUCUAAAGACAGAAUUUAUUCCUGCUAAAUACCGAGGCUUGCUGCUGCCCCUGGCCUCAAUUUUCUGGAUGUUGGGAUCGUUGCUCAUUAUUAUUUUGGGGAUGACUGUGGUGCCCACACUGGGAUGGCGCUGGAUGAUUCGCUUCUCCGUCAUCCCCAGUGUUCUACUAAUCAUCCUCUUCCAGUUUAUCCCUGAGUCAGCGAGGUUCCAGGUCUCAACAGGGAAUGUAGAAGGAGCUGUUGUUACUUUAAAAAAGAUUGCAAAAAUGAAUGGUGCCAGUCUGCCUGAGGGGGAACUACGGGAAUCUAUAGUGACGGAGAGAGGAAAUGCUGCCACUCUGGUUAGUCGAGCUUUCCUGCGGACAUCACUUCUGCUGUGGUAUUCAUGGUUUGUAGCAUCUUUCUCCUAUUACGGCUCUGUGCUGAGCAGCUCAGAGCUCCUGGAGAAGAACCUGCUCUGUAUGACCGACGCCGACGCGGCGCACAGCAUCAAACACAACAAGGACGAGGCGUUAUGUUACUGCAUCCCAUUCAACAUGGCUGACUACCAGACCCUUCUCAUCAGCUGCCUGGGAGAAGUGGCACUGAUCCCUCUGAACAUCGGACUGUUGCAUGUCGUGGGCCGAAAGUUUAGCAUGGUCAUCCUGCUGGUCCUUUCGGCCGUCUUCUUCAUGCUGUUGAACAUCUGCACCACCAUGUUUGGGUUCACAGUGUUGCUCUUCCUGCUGCGUUCACUCGUCUCCAUGAAUUUUAAUGUGGUUUAUAUUUACACUGCAGAGGUUUACCCCACAGCUGUGCGCUCUAUAGGAAUGGGCUUCUGUACUUCAUUCAGCCGCAUCGGUGGCAUGAUUGCACCUUUUAUAGCUCAGGUCCUGAUGUCUAAGUCUGUGCUGUUAGCUCUGUCCCCGUUUGCUGUGACAUGCUGUCUGUGUGCUAUUGGGACUUUCCUGUUACCCAUAGAGACCAGAGGACGAGCGUUACUGGUAAACUUUAAAAGCUUUAUUAGUUUUGCAUGCUGCUCUUUAUGAAUAGUUUUCUUCUUCUCUCCUGCACUCAGAAUUCUUCUACAUUUGCUUUUCUUUAAUUAAUAUCUCUCUCUCUCUCUCUCUCUCU
Tachysurus vachellii is the source of this 1867-nucleotide messenger RNA. It is a transcript of the gene svopl, whose product is annotated as SVOP-like. The transcript has 15 exons. NCBI's taxonomy places the organism in Eukaryota, Metazoa, Chordata, Actinopteri, Siluriformes, Bagridae. The record is from RefSeq and is a predicted model, not a curated record. Gene Ontology annotation, molecular function: transmembrane transporter activity. Gene Ontology annotation, biological process: transmembrane transport. Gene Ontology annotation, cellular component: membrane. Bases 196 to 1782 code for a protein of 528 amino acids.